GAACCUCGAGCUUCUGGAAGCUGGUCACGCCAGAGCCCAGCAAGAAGAGGCCCGCGUCGGGCUUCCACCCGGUGGACCUGCCAGACAGCGGCGAUGACCACGCGGUGCCCGCCUCGCCCGUGCCAGCGGCCUCCUCCGCGUGCGUCUCUCCGGCCUUGCCCGUGGCCGCGCCUGCGCCGGGGGCGCCCCCGGCGCCGCUGGUGCUGCCGGCGGGCGGCCCCUCAGCGGCCGAGCGGGCCGCGGGCUCCUCCCCGCAGAUGCAGGAGCGCGUGCAGCCGCUGGCGGUGUCGCAGCAACGGCCGCCAGCCUCCGCUGGUGCGGAGGCUGCCGCGCCGGACGUGGCCGUGGCCGCGGCCGCCGAGGGGGAGCAGGCGGGCGGCGCCUCCGAGGAGCACGCGGAGGAGCACGCCUACUUCGGGGAGGUCGACGAGGACAGCGACGGAGAGGACCGACGAGGACUUCUUCUCGGUGGUCUCCCGCAGCAGGGGCGGCUCGAGCCCGAGGCCCC
Messenger RNA from Prorocentrum cordatum, 508 nucleotides. The record is from the annotation of a GenBank genome assembly. NCBI's taxonomy places the organism in Eukaryota, Dinophyceae, Prorocentrales, Prorocentraceae.